Messenger RNA from Rubroshorea leprosula, 2243 nucleotides. NCBI's taxonomy places the organism in Eukaryota, Viridiplantae, Streptophyta, Magnoliopsida, Malvales, Dipterocarpaceae. The record is from the annotation of a GenBank genome assembly.
GGCCAAUUGCUCUUCAGUUCAAAACUUCCAGCACCAUCCUUCAAAUCGACGUCGUUCUCCUCCCAUCCCAACGGACGGAGGACGGUUAAACGGGCGAAACGACCACGUAUCCCUGGGUCGCGUUUUGUUCGUUCCCGUCGGUGCCAAGGGACACUCCACUUUUCCUGUGCAAGCAAAGCAAGCUGUCUGUUUGCUUCCCGUGAUUUCUGUGCUUCGAAUUUCAAAAGUCUCUUCGAACAAUCUUGAUUCGUUGAAGACGACGGAAACUGUGUCGCUGAUUCACUGCCAAGGUCAAUGGAGAUAGGUCAGGGUAGGAUCGGGUCGUGCUCCAAAGAUCACGAAAAGAUCUACCAGGAGUGGUUCAAUUUCGCUGAUUCAGAUAGUGAUGGCAGGAUCACGGGUACUGAUGCAACCAAGUUCUUUGCUAUGUCAAAUUUAUCCAGACCAGAUCUCAAGCAGGUGUGGGCAAUUGCAGAUUCUAAGAGACAGGGAUAUCUUGGUUUCAAAGAGUUCAUCAUUGCUAUGCAGUUAGUUUCUCUGGCGCAGGUUGGAAGGGAAAUAACAUUUGAUCUCCUCAACAGUGAUGAUGACUUUGAGAAUGUAAAACCUCCUGUAAUGGAUGGUUUGGAUAUUCUACUUGUAAAGAAGAAACAUUUUUCAAAGUCAAGCGAUCCUGAUAUAAAUGGUAGUUCGCCAGUGCAAUCAUCAAUUGCAGCUCAAUGGUUUUCUUCAAAAUCAGCAAAAAAGGUUCCUUUGUCCUCUGUCACAUCAAUCAUAGAUGGCUUAAAGAGACUUUACUUACAGAAACUGAAGCCUUUAGAAGUUACAUACCGCUUUAAUGAUUUUGUAUCCCCAUUACUGACAAAUAGUGAUUUUGAUGCUAAACCAAUGGUUAUGCUCUUGGGUCAAUACUCCACAGGGAAAACAACAUUCAUCAAACAUUUGCUAAAACGUACUUACCCAGGAGCUCAUAUUGGACCUGAGCCAACAACUGACAGAUUUGUUGUUGUUAUGUCUGGACCUGAUGAAAGAAGUAUUCCAGGAAACACUGUUGCUGUCCAGGCUGACAUGCCAUUCAAUGGUCUCACUACUUUUGGAACUGCAUUCUUGUCAAAGUUUGAGUGUUCUCAAAUGCCACAUCCUCUUUUGGAGCAUGUAACGUUUGUGGACACUCCUGGAGUUUUAUCAGGUGAAAAGCAACGGACACAGCGAGCCUAUGAUUUUACAGGUGUAACAUCAUGGUUUGCUGCCAAAUGUGAUCUCAUUCUACUUCUGUUUGAUCCUCACAAACUUGAUGUUAGUGAUGAGUUCAAGCGUGUAAUUUAUUCCUUACGUGGUCAUGAUGACAAGAUUCGUGUAGUUUUGAACAAGUCUGAUCAAAUUGAUACUCAGCAAUUGAUGAGGGUUUAUGGAGCAUUAAUGUGGUCUCUUGGAAAAGUUCUUAAUACUCCUGAGGUUGUUCGGGUCUACAUUGGCUCCUUCAAUGACAAGCCAGUAAAUGACAAUGCUACCGGCCCAAUUGGGAAAGAGCUGUUUGAAAAAGAACAAGAAGACCUCCUUUCUGAUUUAAAGGAUAUUCCAAAGAAGGCUUGUGAUUGUCGAAUAAAUGAGUUUGUUAAGCGCGCCAGAGCUGUCAAGAUACAUGCUUACAUUAUCAGUCAUCUCAAAAAGGAGAUGCCUGCCAUGAUGGGCAAAGCCAAGACUCAACAGAGGCUCAUCAAUAAUUUAGAAGAUGAGUUUGCUAAGGUCCAAAGGGAGUUCCAUCUGCCUCGUGGGGAUUUCCCAAAUGUCGAACACUUUAAAGAAGUUUUGAGUGGUUACAACUUCGACAAGUUUGAGAAGCUGAAACCGAAAAUGGUCCAAGCUGUAGAUGACAUGCUGGCUUAUGACAUCCCAGAACUGCUAAAGAAUUUCAGAAAUCCCUAUGAUUAAAACGUUGAAGGCUCUUCAAGGCUGUUUCUGUGGAGGUCCAGUUGAAGUAAGGUGAGGAGACGAACAUUUGCCCAGUUGAUGAGGAACCAUCACCGAGAAUGAUGUGGGAAAUUUUCUUUACGUUAAAUAUAUUAAUACCAUUGAUAAUUUUUCAGUCUCGUCCCUUCCAUAAUCAAAAUAUACUUUAUUGUAACAAAAUUAGAAGUUAGGUUGUUGUUUCCCGUUAGAUUCUAAGGUGGGGACUUGGAUGAAAUAAAUGGAUAUUGAGUUUCUACUUGGUAUGGGAUCCCACCCGCUAAAAUCAGUUUUAA